AUGUCUGGGCGGCGGCGAAGUACUCGUUUGCGUGCCACAAAGGGUGAUGGCACAGAUAUGAUGCAGAACUCUACCAAAACACCCUCGAGUCCCCAGAAGAACCCACCUAAGUAUAACCGUAAGGGUAGUCAGGUAACUUCACCUCUACGCCUCAGAAUACCUGGAAAAUCAACUGUCCAAAAAGCAGUGGAAUCUUUACUCAACUCACCUCCAGAACUCGAACUAGAAGAAUCAGAACCAGAAAUAGAUCAGUUAGAGUCUGAGGAUACAGGUACCGGAAUUUCUUCUGUAGUCAAAGGCCGGAAGCGGAGAAAGAGCAGGAGUAUUACUCCUCCACUCAUAGAUAAAAAGGCUAUCAGAAAAGCUGCGAUUGCAGAGGGAAGGGCGAUCAUGCUCAAAGCUAGAGCCAAACAUCUCAUCCAGAACCGGAAUCAAGUGCCAAUGGAAAUCAAGGAGCCGACUCCAGCUUAUUCAGGUGAAAGUGACAUCGAAAUCAGCCAUGGAGCCAUAGAGUCAGAGGAAGAAGUUGACGAACUUGAUGAGGAAGAGCUGCCACAAGUAGCGAAAUCCCAUAGAACCAGGAAAGGGAAGCCAAAAGUCAAGCAACAGGUGGAGGAUGAAUACUCAAAUGGAGACGAAGAGGAGGAAGAUGUUGCUGAGUACAGGAAGAAGCAGAAGCAUCAAAAUGAAGAUUCAGUCCCGCAAAAGCUCAUAUUUCAUCUCCUCAUUCCUGCUGUCAAUCCUGAGGAUCCAAUUGAACGGCGCUCUCUUGAUACCCAGUCAUCAUUUGAACAGUUCAAAAAUUUAGUGUACAAAACCCUUAGCUGCGAGAAAGUACAUGUCAAGCCGAGCCUUUCUUACAAAAUGCCAGGAGCUACGAGAGGUACCAGUGGGAUUUCACUCCGGACAGAAGCAGAUUGGAUACUAUGCUUAGAAGAUAUCAUUCGGACUCACCACAGCCGUCCCAAAUCAAAACAUCUUAUGCCGUUAGAUGUUACACUUGUUGUAGCGAGCAAGUACCUCCUUGCUCUGAAUGCGCGCCAAAAUCCUCGAAAGUCCGCUAGCUCUGGUACUGCUGGUAGAACAAAAGGCCGAGGAAAGAAAGCUCAGUCUCCACUUCCAAAUCUCGAUGGGGGUGAUGGGGCCUAUGAUGUCGGAGAUGACGAGGAGAAUGGAGACAGACUUUUCACAGCAAAGGAGAAGGAAUAUACCGAAGCAUUGAUGAAAACGCUGAAGAAGUGUGAGAGAUGUGGACCCAAUAUCAUGUGUAAGGUUGAUAUUCAAGUAUGCUUCGUGCAUGGGCAAUCUCUCUGGUAA
Molecule: messenger RNA, 1317 nt
Organism: Lentinula edodes (shiitake mushroom)
Lineage: Eukaryota; Fungi; Basidiomycota; Agaricomycetes; Agaricales; Omphalotaceae
Exons: 6
Coding region: 1-1317 (438 amino acids)
Source: RefSeq, a predicted model, not a curated record